Plenodomus lingam JN3 is the source of this 2835-nucleotide messenger RNA. The record is from RefSeq and is a predicted model, not a curated record. NCBI's taxonomy places the organism in Eukaryota, Fungi, Ascomycota, Dothideomycetes, Pleosporales, Leptosphaeriaceae.
AUGCUUUCCACAAAUCUCCAUCAGUACCCCUCGACGUUCAACCAUGUCCCCUCGCCAAACAUGGUUGAACAUCAACACCAUCUUGCAGCACAGCAUAUAGGACCAUCACCUCUCGAUGGUCUCCCACAUUCAUCACAAUACGCCGCACUUCAAUUCCAUCAAAAUCGGCAUGUAUUACCGAACGGCAAAGCACAAGUCAAACAGCACCGAUUGCCAUACACAAGUGGGCCUAUAGCCCCCCGUAGCCAGCGCGACAUGCUUCACGAGCGAUCAGGUCGCGGCAAUGCAACAUCAGGACCAGUACGACGCAGGAUCAGUCGAGCUUGCGAUCAAUGCAAUCAACUACGAACUAAGUGUGAUGGACGCCAGAGUUGUGCACAUUGCAUAGAAUUUGGGUUGACAUGCGAAUAUAUUCGCGAACGGAAAAAGCGUGGGAAAGCAUCGAGGAAAGACAUUGCCCAGCAGCAGGCUGCCGCAGCGGCAGCAGGAUCGCAACCCUCUGAAGAGAUUGAAACUCCCCUCUCUUCUGAACAAGCUGCUGAGCGUACUCAGAGUAACAGUCCUAAGCUACCCCAAGGUCAGCGGUCGCUCCCAGAGCUACCUAGUCGCUCUGCUAGCCUGGCGACGCCCAAGCUCGAGAUAAACUCUACCCCAAUCUAUCAGAACCGCACCAUGAGUAUGGGCAUUAUCGAAGCUGUACCUGAGCCUGAAAUGCAUCGCCGAAUGGACAGUAGCAUGCAACCAAUGCAUCCAAUGCAACCACCACGCAUUCAGACUCAAGGUCUGACCAUGCACAAUUCCAUGCCUGAGUACACAACAAUGGACGAGUACCAUCGCAACAUUAUCUAUCAGUCACCUCUUCAGAUGAUGCAGCCAGCUAUGGCUCCAGGAAUGCAGUCCAUUGUUUCUUCCCACGGCCAUGGACUUGAAUAUUCCGACAGCCCUUACAGCAUGAUGAGCCCACAAAGCGCACAUGCUGCGCCCUCAAAUCCAUACAGACUACCGGAAGAGCAACCCAACAUGGGCUAUGUGGCUAAUUCGCCCGCCAUUGGAUCUCCAGAUUGGAUGCUGCCGUCACCAUCCACGACAAUGUACUCCGGCGCACCACAGCAGACCUCCGCCCAGCAGCUACGAUUUCCUGUUCUCCAACCACUAAUGCCGCACCUUGCGAACGUCAUGCCCAUGAAUCUAGCAUGCGAUUUGCUGGAGCUCUACUUCCAAAGCUCAUCACCUGCAUUCAUGCAACCUGUCUCCCCAUACGUACUCGGUUACGUUUUUCGAAAGCGCUCCUUCUUGAGACAGAAUAACCCACGCGUCUGUAGCCCAGCACUGCUAGCUAGUAUGCUUUGGAUCGGCUGCUUGACAAGUGAGUCACCGUAUCUGUCAGCUUCGCCUUCUGCUCGCAGUCAGCUAUCGGAGAAAUUGAUCAACUUGACUAUUAGUCUGUUGAAACCUCUGGUACACCAGACCCCCGGUGACAUGGAAAACAGUCCUGCGGCGUAUGGAAGUUCCAACAACUCACAAGGCCUGGCCAUGGGCGAUUUCGGUAUGGCCUCGCAAGAUUCCGACAUCAGUCUACCUGGGGCCCCUGGAGGUCUAGAUGAUGUAGCGACAUAUAUGCACUUAGCCAUUGUGAUCUCGGCAAGUGAGUACAAGGCUGCCUCACUUCGAUGGUGGAACGCUGCUUGGUCACUAGCGAGGGAACUGAAAUUUGGGAAGGAGGUGCCGGUGACACCUCCACCUGAACGGGACAACGAUGUAACCGAGGAUCUCAAUGUCGCGGAUAUCGAUGGGACAUAUCCCAAUGGACCAAACACCCCGGUCGACUUCACAGAGGAGCAACGAGAAGAGCGUAGACGUAUCUGGUGGUUAUUGUACACUGUGGAUCGACCUCUGUCUCUGUUAGAUGUUGAAUGUUCAGGCCUUCUGCAGCCACUUGACGAUAACGUAUGGCAAUCUGGCGAUUUCUUCGAGGACUCCGCUCAAUCGUAUUCAGAUUCCACAUUUCGGCGAAGAGGUCCUACCUUUGAGUGCACCGGACACUCCAUUUUCGGAUUUUUCCUACCUCUCAUGACUAUCCUCGGAGAAAUCAUCGAUCUCAAUUAUGCAAGAAACCAUCCACGUUUUGGAACAAAGACUGAUUGGAAUGGCCAUGCCCGGGAGAUAAGUCAGCAACUACUAGCAUACGGCCAGUCCCUACAAGACCUUCGAAAUCGCGCAAUGGACGAGGCUACGGCCGAAGCACACGAGCCGACGCAUCCCAACACUCCCUCUGCUCGAUCUGUCAAUUCCAGUAUAUCAAGAGCACAAGAAUCAUUGAUACACGCCAAAAUUGUAGAGGCUUAUGGCACGCACCUCAUGCACACAUUGCAUAUACUGUUAAACGGUAAAUGGGACCCGAUUUCGCUCCUGGAUGACAACGAUCUAUGGAUUUCAUCGCAGAGCUUCGUUGAUGCCACGACCCAUGCUGUAUCCGCAGCUGAAGCCCUGAACGAAAUACUCGAAUACGAUCCUGAUCUCAGCUUUAUGCCCUUCUUCUUUGGUAUUUACCUCCUCCAAGGCAGUUUCCUGUUACUCCUGAUUGCGGAUAAGCUGCAAGGGGAAGCAAACCCAAACAUUGUUCGCGCAUGUGAGGUCAUUGUUCGCGCCCAUGAGGCGUGCAUCGUCACGCUCAACACCGAAUAUCAACGAAAUUUUCGCAAAGUCAUGCGUUCUGCCCUUCAACAAGUGCGAGGGCGCGGUAUGGAUGACCAUGCCGAAAUAGCCCAGCAACGCCGUCGGGAGAUGUUGAGCCUCUAUCGUUGGAGCGGCGACGGGACUGGUCUUGCACUUUGA